Molecule: messenger RNA, 2941 nt
Organism: Bombus pascuorum
Lineage: Eukaryota; Metazoa; Arthropoda; Insecta; Hymenoptera; Apidae
Gene: Der-2
Product: derlin-2
Exons: 6
Coding region: 536-1252 (238 amino acids)
Biological process (GO): endoplasmic reticulum unfolded protein response
Cellular component (GO): endoplasmic reticulum membrane; Hrd1p ubiquitin ligase ERAD-L complex
Molecular function (GO): misfolded protein binding; ubiquitin-specific protease binding
Source: RefSeq, a predicted model, not a curated record
AUGUUAAAAAUCGAUAAUUUAAAUAUUAUAAAUUAUCAGCGUAUAUAUCUGUUUUAUUAAAUGUUUUGCUAAAAUACAACAAAUAUUAAAAUAUAUAUCAACAUGAGUAAAUUAGUUGUAGAUUUUUCAAAUUUAGUCAUGAGAUUAACAAAGCCAUCGUAAACUUGAAUUGUAAGAAUUAGGAACAUGAGAAUCUUUUCGUGUUUAUAAAAAUUUUCUUCCGCGACUACAAAAACGUGUAAUUAAGUAAGUUCGACUAAUAAGUGUUACAUCUUGGCGACAUUUCCACGAAUGCGAAAAGUCCACGAAGCUUCUAUCGAUAACCAUGUAGAAUCGAAACUCGUGUUAUUCGAUUAUAACGAAUUUCACGUAUUACGUGUACAAAAUUGAACAUAACAAAUUUGUCGUGAUGUGGGUAAUGAUUAAAUUUAGAUAACGCACAGUAAUGAGCAACAUGUGAUAAUAAAAAGUAAGGGCGAAGAGUCUGGAAAAGAAAUUGGUCUUUAGGUGUACAGAAGAUCGUAACGAUACACCAAUGGCCUAUCAAACUUUCCGGCAGGAGUACAUGCAAAUACCUGUGGUGACACGAGCUUAUACAACAGCUUGUGUCAUCACGUCUCUUGCUGUGCAACUAGAUUUGGUAUCACCAUUUCGAUUGUAUUUUAAUCCCACGUUGAUCAUUGAACAAUAUCAGCUAUGGAGAUUGAUAACUACGUUUUUAUUCUUUGGAAAUAUGGGUUUCAAUUUUCUUUUCAAUAUGAUCUUUACUUAUCGAUACUGUCGAAUGUUAGAGGAAGGAUCGUUUCGCAGAAGAACAUCUGACUUUGUAAUGAUGUUCAUUUUUGGGGGCAUGUGCAUGAUCACAAUCGCAUUUUUUGUUAAUUUGUUAUUCCUGGGCCAUGCAUUGACAGUUAUGUUGGUUUACGUUUGGUCUCGGAGAAAUCCAUUUGUCAGAUUAAACUUUUUUGGACUUUUAAAUUUCCAAGCACCGUAUCUGCCUUGGGUGCUUCUUGGUUUUUCUGUGCUUCUUGGUAAUACAAUUUGGGUCGAUCUAGUCGGAAUGGCUGUGGGACAUAUGUAUUACUUUGCAGAAGAUGUGUUUCCGCGCUUACGAGGAGGUUUUCGUGUCCUUAAAACUCCACAAAUACUUAAGACUUUGUUUGACGCACACCCAGAAGAUCCAGAUUAUACUCCACCGCCUGAAGAUCGUCCUGGUGGAUUUAAUUGGGGUCAAGAAGCCAAUAUGCAAUGAUUCUAAAUUCAAGGUCCUGCUUCCAAACCAUCUCUUACCAAUUGGCAUAUCAAGUAAACUUUUACACUGCUACAUACACAACAUUGUUCCUUGAUUUUCCCAGUCACUAACAAAAGUACUAAACAUUUGCAGCCUUGACAUUAUGUGACAUGUAAUGGAAAAAUUAUAACAAAGAUAAGACUUCCAAUUUUCUACAGGGGUUACAAUUUUUCUACAAAAAAAUUUCUGUAUGUAUCUCAGAAUAUAUUAUGCAAGUAAUAUACAUAAAUGAAAACAGUAUUUCUCAGAUAAUCGACUAUUGUGAUAUAUUUAUAGUGCUUACGAUUUUCCGAGAAUACAAAGAAGUUUCAUAUUGAUAACAUAUACGUUAAAAACGAAAUAUUUUGGGGUAUAUCUGUGUUCAUUAAUUAACAUAGCAUAGAUUUCAGAUCAGAUAUCAUUUGCGAAAUUUCUAUAAUUGUAUAAAGUUUAAGAUAUCUACAUGGAAACAAUGCGAACUGUCCUACUCUUAAAUUUCCUUUGAAACUUCAUUUUAGUAAGUAUUUAAUCUAUCAUAAAAUUCGUUUAAAUACUGUUUUCGUAAUAAUUAUAUUAUGCACAGCAUGAAUUUUUACUACAAUCUUGUGCCUGAUACAAUAUACAAUUUUAACCGAAAAUAGAAAAUUACAACUUUUAGAUUUUCGCUGUGUAACAUUUUGUUAAACAAGAAGGGACUUGUAUACUAGAGUAUAAAAUACUAUUUUUAAUGUUUGCAGAAACACAAAAUUGAAACCCCUGAUUCCAAAAGAUUCUAUUGUAAAAAAUCUUACAUAAUCGAAUGAUGUAAAUACUUUUAUUUAUUCUCCUAUUAUAAAUAAUCCUCCAGUCUUUUUUAAUUAUGUAAUAAUACAUUUGAUACCGUGUCUGAAGAUAUAUAAUAUUGUAAAUAACAGAAUACAUCACAGUUUCUUUUUUCAUGGGCAUUUGAUAAAAAAUAAUAUAAAAUAUAGUGUUAUUUAAUUUCAAAAUAAAACAUAAAAUGGCAUUCCUUUUUUGUGAUGUUUAUAAUUUACGAAUAAUUUAAGAAUGAAGAAAAGAUACUAGUAAAUUAACAAAGACAGUUGGUAGUUCAUAGGUAAAUGUAGUUGUUUUCAUUUAUCUGUUUUCUCCUAGUAAACUAAUGACCUUUACCGUCAAUUGAUUGCUCGACUUAGAAUUUAGAAUAUCAUAUUACACGUUAUACUGUGAUGUAUUCAUAUUACUUAUCAAAUGAUUGCAUUCUAGUAUAUAAUAUAAUAAUACGUUUGUUAAACUUAGUAUGACAAUGUGUACAUCGGCAAAAAGCCAAAGUAUUAGAAAGAAUUUCCACUUGAACGAUUAUGUAUUACUUACUAAGUAGAGGAUAGUUAAAACUGUGAGAGACUUGCGCGUGUAACUCGCGUCCUUUUGGAAAAUAAGCGAUGUUCUGUUGCUAGCGCAAUUAAAAAUAUAUCUUAUACUCUGAGUAUACCGUAAGUGUGGAAGUUGUAGUUAUAUCGUCCAAAAGAACGCAGUUAAUAUACCGAAGACUUUAACAAUUUUAACUGCAAGAAUCCAGGCCACGAAAGCCUCGGGGAUUUAACUAGAUAGUAUCCCUCUUGUAAAUAUUAAGUGAAACUGUUAUUUAUAUGACCAUUACAAUGAAAUAAAAUGGUUCAAUUUAGUUUGAAA